Molecule: messenger RNA, 1407 nt
Organism: Penicillium expansum
Lineage: Eukaryota; Fungi; Ascomycota; Eurotiomycetes; Eurotiales; Aspergillaceae
Product: Short-chain dehydrogenase/reductase SDR
Exons: 6
Coding region: 1-1407 (468 amino acids)
Source: RefSeq, a predicted model, not a curated record
AUGUCGUUGAUCGAUGCUUGCGAGUCCGAGGGAGUCGGUCGUUAUGUGGCAAGCGACUACAGCCUAGACUUCACGAAGCUAGAGCUUGGGCAGCUUCCCGCGAAGGACCCCAUGAAGCACGUUCACGAAUAUCUGAAGAGCAAAAACGUCCAAAGAGUCCAUGUCUUGAUUGGCAUUUUCAUGGAAACUUUCUUCACCACUUUCUUCAACUCCUGGAAUGCGAAGGAAUCCUCCUUCUCAUACUGGGGCUCUGGUGAGGAAAAGUGGGAGUCAACAAGCUACGACAAUGCGGCCCAGUUUGUCGCAGCUGUCGCCCAAGAUCCUACUGCGGUUGGUGUGCAGAGAUUCCUCGGUGAUCGCAAGAGCAUUUUAGAAAUCGCUGCCACAUUCGAAAACCAGUACAAGGUCAAGCCACAGUUGAACAGACUUGGAUCUCUGGAAGAACUCUACACAUAUAUGCAACAAGUUAGAGACAAUGACCCAAGCAACUUUAUGGCUUGGAUUCCUUUGUUCUACAAGUUCUACUGCACCAACGGACAGACUUAUCUCACUCCCGAUGUCGAUGCUUCGAAAUAUGGCGUAAUCCCACGACUGACCUUCGACGAGUUCUUCAAACACCAUUCACUAGAGUCUCUCUCAACUGCAGCCUGGGGUGUUGGUUCGAACGUAUCAGCAUUGCCAAGAUCAAUUGCAAUCAUUGCCGGUGCAGGGCCAGGAACUGGCAGCGCCAUUGCCCGCCGGUUUGCCAAGGCCUACCCAGUGGUACUUCUUGCUCGAUCGCAAUCAUCCCUUGACCCUUUAAUUGCUCAAAUCACGCAAAUCGGUGGCUCUGCCAUUGGUGUCCCCACGGAUGUCAGCGACUCUGCAAGCAUGACUUCGACAAUGAACCAAGUCAAGGCCAAGUUUGGUUCUGAUGUGACAAUAGCCGCCGCUAUUUACAACGUGGCGAGCAAGUUCACGAGAAAGCCCUUUCUAGAACAAAGCCAGGAAGAAUUCCUCGGGAGCCUUGAGCCAUCCGUCAAGGGUGCUUUUAACUUCGCUCAGGCUACACUGCCCCUAAUGCUCAAUCCCGAAAUGGGACAGUCUCCACCCACUCUCAUUUUCACCGGUGCAACGGCUGCAUUGAAAGGUGGCUCUGGGCUUUCCGGGUUUGCUAUGAGCAAGUUUGGAAUCCGUGCUAUGUCCCAAUCUCUCGCGCGUGAAUUCGGCCCGAAGGGUGUCCAUGUCUCACAUGCGAUCAUUGAUGGCAUCAUUAACACUGAGAAGACUAAGGGCUAUCUUGAUAAUGUUCCAGAUGGAAAAAUUGACCCUGAGGGGAUUGCAGAGUCUUACUGGUUUUUGCACUCCCAGCCUAGGACUUCGUUUACUCACGAAAUUGAUCUCCGACCGUAUGUAGAGACUUGGUAA